Molecule: messenger RNA, 4572 nt
Organism: Limanda limanda (common dab)
Lineage: Eukaryota; Metazoa; Chordata; Actinopteri; Pleuronectiformes; Pleuronectidae
Product: calcium/calmodulin-dependent protein kinase kinase 2
Exons: 17
Coding region: 285-2009 (574 amino acids)
Biological process (GO): protein phosphorylation; activation of protein kinase activity; CAMKK-AMPK signaling cascade
Molecular function (GO): protein kinase activity; ATP binding
Source: RefSeq, a predicted model, not a curated record
CAAGCAGCCGCCUCUAACACUUCCUGUCUGGAUCCAGGGUUUUUACUUCAUAUUGGUUCUGUCGCUCCGUGUGAGGAGGGAGUCGACCCGUGUUCCCAGCCCGGGUUCCUGCAUCCCUCCCCCGCACAGCAGCUAGCUUCCCCGCGGUGCCACAGCGGCUGCUCGCCCCGCAGCGGAGAGGGAACAACCUGCCUCUUACUCAGGACUUGACUUCUUCAUAAACACGCUAAGGAACCACUCUCCUGGGGGUUCCCAUCUGAUGGAGCAGUGCUUGUCGGCCCACCAUGUUUCCUUGUCACGUAAGCCCCUGGCCCUCUGCUGAGCCCCCGGCCUCCUGCGGCAGCCAUGCAACCCCGGCGCAGCCCUCACAGCCCCUCCCUGACCUGCUGUGCAGCUGUCCCGCUCCACCUUUGAACACCACCCCUCAGACGCCUUCCCCGGACCCCAUGGAGUCCCUCAUAGUGAUCACGGAGUACGAACCCAGCAGGCCGACUGGGGAGGAGGAGGUAGAAGAUAUGGACAGUUCUGAGACGCCCGAGCCGGCCUCCUCUGUGGCGGCGCCCUUCCCGACCUCGUCCUGCGACCUGCUGUCCCACACAGUUUGCCGGUCGGCGUCCCUGCUCCCCCAGAGCCAUGAGCAAAGGGGAAGACUGAACAUGUCAGACAGGAAACUCUCUCUGCAGGAGCGCUCGCAAAGCGUGGCGUCGCCCUGCAGCUCCCCAGGACUCAACGGGCGCUACAUUUACCCAUCGCUACCGUACUCACCCAUCACAUCACCCCACUCUUCUCCACGGUUUCUCCGCCGACCCACUGUGGAGUCGCACAGUGUUUCUAUCACAGACCUCCAGGACUGUGUUCAACUUAACCAGUAUAAGCUGAAGGACGAGAUUGGAAAGGGCUCCUAUGGUGUUGUGAAGCUGGCGUACAACGAGGACGACAACACAUACUAUGCGAUGAAGGUGUUGUCCAAGAGGAGGCUGAUGAGGCAGGCAGGUUUCCCACGAAGACCUCCCCCUCGUGGAGCCAAAGCAGUCCCUGAGGGCCCCCCCCAUCUCAAAGGACCCCUCGAGCGGGUCUAUCAAGAGAUUGCCAUCCUGAAAAAGCUGGACCAUUCCAAUGUAGUAAAACUAGUGGAGGUUUUGGACGACCCCAGCGAGGACCAUCUGUACAUGGUGUUUGAGCUGGUGAAGAAAGGGGCUGUGAUGGAGGUACCAACAGAUAAACCUUUCAGCGAGGACCAGGCACGCUUCUACUUCCAGGAUCUGCUCAGGGGAAUUGAGUAUUUACAUUACCAGAGGAUCAUCCACAGAGACGUCAAACCCUCCAACCUGUUGGUGGGAGAAGACGGACACAUCAAGAUAGCAGACUUUGGAGUCAGUAACCAGUUUGAGGGAACCGAUGCUCUUCUGACCAGCACAGUGGGAACUCCUGCUUUCCUGGCCCCUGAAACUCUGUCAGAAACCAGGACGAACUUCUCUGGAAAGGCUUUGGAUGUUUGGGCCAUGGGAGUGACCCUUUAUUGUUUCGUCUUUGGAGUGUGUCCUUUUAUGGAUGAGCGCAUCAUCAGUCUUCAUCAGAAAAUCAAGACACAGCCUGUAGUGUUACCUGAACAAGCUGACAUAUCAGAUGAUCUCAAAGAUUUGUUGCUCAAAAUGUUGGAUAAGAAUCCAGAGACCAGGAUAUCAGUCACACAGAUGAAGGUGCACCCGUGGGUAACAAGGCACGGUGCGGAGCCGCUUCCUCCAGAGGACGACAACUGCUGUCUGCUGAUCGAGGUCACGGAGGAGGAGGUGGAGAAUUCUGUUAAACACAUCCCCAGCCUGGCUACAGUGAUCAUGGUGAGAACUAUGCUGAGGAAGCGUUCUUUUGGGAACCCGUUCGACUUGGGCCGCAAAGAGGACCGCGGCAGCUUGUGUGCUCCAGGGCAGACGCUCAUGAAGCAGGAGAGUGGUGAUGGCAUGAGGACCAUGGACCUUCCCUACGUGGGAGAAGACGAGGCUCUCUCCUGAUGACCAGGGUCCAAAAUCCACCCCCGCUGCACCACACCCCUUUACUCACGCUUUUAUACUGGCAGCCUACGCCCACAUGCGUUUCCUGGUGGAGGUGGAGCGGACGCAGAGAACAGAGAGAAAGUAAAGGAUCUGAGGCACUUUGACGACCAUUUGCUUGUUCUCCAUUUUCCGAGGCUUUAAAGGGAAACUUGUCAAAACUCCUAGAGAGGAUCCUCCUGAACAUUGCACUUGUCUGCAGCUCUCAUCCCCCAAACCAGUCUCCUCUCUUCUCACCCUGCAUGCAUGUAUAGUCUGUGCAUGCUUCGUCUCAGGCUUCAACUGUACAGCUUUGUGUUUUACUUGUAAUUUAGCCACUCGUGUUUCUCCUUGUCCUCACGUGACGAUACUUUCAGGUAACGGGUGGCCGUGGAUGACGGUUCAUGGGGGGGGGAUGGUUGUAUUCGCAAUCACCUCGACCUGCUCUCCAUUGGAGCAGGUUUUUAUUGACGAUGAAUGUCUGGCUAGCUGUGCUUCAGAGCGGCAGGGCCCAGUUCGGUCAAAUUUGUGUGAAUCAUCCGGACAGUUUUCCCCUAAAAAAUGUAAAAAAAAAAGGGCAGCGAUAUAAUGUUUACGUCACUGAAUGCAUGUGUUUACUUUCCCAAUGCAACACGGUAUAAGCUAUUUCUGAGCACUGGCACGCACAGGACACACUUUGUUUGAUGCAAUUCUUUCCUAUGUCAGUCUUACCACUGGCUCUUAAUUGAGUCUCAUUUACUACAAUCAGUAGAAAGCUUUAAAAACUGUUGAUAUGUUGAUUUGCAAAUUCAUCAUUGCUUUUCAAGAGCUUAGAUUUAGAGCUUUUGCUUCAGUGAGACUUUUCUCAAGUGAGCAGUUGAAUAUUUGUUGGUUUAUGCUUGAUAUUUUUAAGCUUGACAAAAACAGAAUGUGUUGGAGCAAAAUUAUUCUGUAGGCCUAAACAUUUAGACACAAAAUUAUUUCUCUGCUAUUAAUUGGACAAACAUGCGCUCGUUUGCGGUUUCACACUGAAAAGGGAAAAUCGUGGCUCUCCAACCUCAUGUUCAAAUUGGGAAGCUUCUCACUUGUUUUGUUUUGUAUCGUAAGAAUCACUGUUUUUUUUAUUUAAACGCACAUUUUACGGACACCAAAAAACUUUAAUUAUAUAUAAUGUUGUAAAGUGCAGUAACAUUAACAGACAAACCUUUAAACUAUUUGUUCGUGUAAAAUUACCAGAGCUGCUGCAGCAUUUCAGUUUUGAGAUGGGACAGCAUAGUGCAGCUGCAGAUGUGUCUUGUACAAAUCUAUGCAUAUCUAUUGAACUGUUAUAAAGAAACUCUUUGUCAUCGUUGAUUGAAGGACUGGGCCAGUCUGCACAUAUUUAUAUAUAAGCUAACUAUAAAAUAUUUUUUAUUUAUUCUCAUGUUUUUUUCAUUUUUGAUGAUCCCAAAGCAGUAAAAUUAGCACAUUUCCACUUUUGCUCCUUGUGUUUCCUCUUUGUUUUUCUUCAUUUUCUCUGGCAUUAGUGUAAAAGUAGAGAUAGUCACUGGAUGUUAACAUAGAAUAACGACAGAAUAUUGUUUGUAACAUUUCAAUGCUUCCACACAUGAAUAACUUCGGCACUUAAGUGUUGAAUGUAUAUGAAAAGGGACUUUGGAUUCAUUUAUUUUUUACCUUACUACUUGCAUGUCACUCUGAACUGUACCAAGUGUGUGUCUGUUGUAUGACUAGUACUAUGCAUAUGAUGUGUCUUUCUCUGUGUGGUGCAGUGGUGUCGCCCUGUCAGGUUGUCACAUGCAAACUCACUUGGCUGGAUCGGGACGGCUGUUCGAGUUUGAAUCAUUCUCCUCACUUUUCUUUACCGGAUAUUUAAUUCAUGCUGCAAAUAGAGAUGAAAGAUUUAAAUUGCCAAACUGGACUUUUUAAAACACACACAAACCCUUUGUGUUUAUUAUAUUUGCAUGAUAAACAACGAUAGCUAACAAUAUUUUUAAGCCUGUCAUUAACUCAAUUAUUGCAGAAUAGCCAAAAAUGUAUUUCAGACUUUGCAAUGCCACCUCAUUUAAAUACGCCUUCUACUCAUAAUUACACAUUCUGACAUUCUGGAAGUUCCUUCAGAUUCAGAUUAAGCUUUUAAUUUGAGUGAAAUAAGGCAAGUUUACCUCUGAUGGGAGUAAUUUCCGUCCAUGACCAACAGGAAUUGAGUGAAGGACAGUUGACCUCUAAAUGCAGGGUGACGGUGCAAGACACAAAAAAAUGCGGUGUGAUAGGUAUUUUAUACAUACUAUUUAAAUAUUUAAACUUGUAGUUAACACAGUUUUUGAAAAAGGCUACAGUAUGUGAUUAACAUUUAUUAUUCAGAUGGUUUUGAAUUCUGUGGUGUAAUUCAUUUUGCUAAAGAGCUGUGGGGGGGAGGUUCUUCCCCCUGAAUGCAUGCCAACAUACUAUCACACUGUAUUGUCAUAGCAUGUGAGGUCCUCGGCAACAAGACUGGACAUUUAAAUAAAUUAUUCCAUAAAUACUGUAUCUCGAUCAUCAUUUGAAUAAAAUAUUAUUGCCUUUGUAA